Ascochyta rabiei is the source of this 561-nucleotide messenger RNA. RefSeq lists its product as uncharacterized. Lineage: Eukaryota; Fungi; Ascomycota; Dothideomycetes; Pleosporales; Didymellaceae. The record is from RefSeq and is a predicted model, not a curated record. The transcript has a single exon. Bases 1 to 561 code for a protein of 186 amino acids.
AUGUCGUCCAGACCCGAGCUCGAGAACAAGCUUCCCAGCCUGAAGCGCUACAUCACAACACACGAUCCCACGACAAAGAAAGCUGUCUUCUCAGACGCCGCCGAAGAGACACUGAAGUGGGACAAGAUUCCCAGCGCAGCCUUUGGUCUUCCCUACGUCACCAAGGGCCACCCCGUCAAUCUAAACGAUGACGCGGACAUCAAUGUCUACAAGCCAUUCCUUGAAAACGCUCCUGGCCUCGUCACAUCCGGAGGCACAGUUCUGCGCUUUGUCGAUAUGGAGCCUGGUGUGCUGUCACCCAUGCACCGAACCGUCUCGCUCGACUACGGCGUAGUAAUCGAGGGUGAGGUUGAGUUGGUGCUCGACUCUGGUGAAACUCGGAUACUGAAGCGUGGAGAUGUGGCCAUCCAGAGGGGCACAAUGCACGCGUGGAGAAACCUGAGCAAGGACAGCUGGGCAAGGAUGAUGUAUGUGUUGCAGGAAAGCAAGCCUAUAGAAAUCGCUGGAGAGACACUGAAGGAGGACUAUGGAUCUAUGGCGGGCGUCCCUGCUUCUCAUUAG